Molecule: messenger RNA, 1299 nt
Organism: Malania oleifera
Lineage: Eukaryota; Viridiplantae; Streptophyta; Magnoliopsida; Santalales; Ximeniaceae
Exons: 5
Coding region: 633-1151 (172 amino acids)
Biological process (GO): translational initiation
Cellular component (GO): nucleus
Molecular function (GO): RNA binding; translation initiation factor activity
Source: RefSeq, a predicted model, not a curated record
AUCUGUUCAGUCUUCACCCUUCCCUCUUCCAGAUUCACUCUCGGGCCUCGGCGACUCCACCCACACGGCCACACAAAAAAAACCCAGAGUCCCGAAGACCCUAACCCGCGCGGUCACGCCGCGGCUCUCCUCUUAGCUCCAGGCUCUCAGCUCUCACUCUCUCAAGUCUCAAUCCUCUCCUCUCCUUAGACGACUCUGGUGCGCUGCUACGCCGCGGCCCGCGGCUCUCCUCUCAGCUCUCACUCUCUCAAUCCUCUCCUCUCUAGCUCUCCUCUGGUGCGUUGCUACGUGCCACGGUGCCGGUGCUCCUUGAGCUUCCUCACGGUCCUGGAUCAAGCUCCCUCACGAUCCACAGACGCAGAUCUACCCUUAUAUCGCAGAGGACAGAGGUGGAGCCGUGGAGGGUUCGCUUGUGUGACCCAUUAAAUAUCGACCUGUUUAUAAUUCGGCCGUUUAUAGCUCGGCCCGUUGGUGACCCGGACCCCCGUUUUGCCACCCCAUUUUUAGCGCAGAACACUCGCAAACUGCAGAGCACUCGCGAAGCCCUAAUUCCUGAGUACAGUUUUAAGGUCUAGUUUCAGGUCGCGUACCUUGCAUUCUCCAUCAUUCCAGUGUAGACGUUAACCAAGGCCAUGAAAGGAGGAAGGAAGAAUCUAAAGAGGGCGGCUAAGGAUAAGACCCUGUCUCUUCAAGAAGGCCAAAGCAUAAUGCAAGUCGUGUCUCUUCGAGGUUCCAAUCUCAUCGAGGUAAUGGAUGUGCAAGGUGAGAAAUCAUUGGCAUUAUUUCCAGCAAAAUUUCAAAAGAGCAUGUGGAUAAAACGAGGGAGUUUUGUUGUGGUUGAUGAAAGUGGUAAGGAGAAGGCUCUUGAGACGGGCAGCAAGGUGGCGUGUAUUGUUUCUCAAGUGCUCUUUUAUGAACAAGUUCGUGUGCUUCAGAAAUCUCCAGAGUGGCCAGAAAUCUUCAAUUCCACAACACUGGAAGACAGUAACGGAGACUUGCACGCACACACGGCCAACGUAGAAGAGAAUGCUGCUAACUCCAGUGAUGACGAAGGGCUCCCUCCAAUUGAAGCCAAUAUGAACCGAAUCAAGCCACUUGAGUUGCAAUGUAAUGCAGGGGUAGAUUCAGAUUGUGAUUCUGAAUCUGGCUGAUUCUUAAUAUUGCUGAUUUCUGUAACUGUAACAUUUAAAUUUUGUAUGGGCAUAGAUGAAUAAUCUAAACUUGUAAUGCAGCUUAUGGAAUUUUUGUGUAUAUCCAUAUCCCUAGAGCAUAGAUAUGGCAUUUAAAUAUUUUGAGUCU